Doryrhamphus excisus (bluestripe pipefish) is the source of this 4271-nucleotide messenger RNA. Lineage: Eukaryota; Metazoa; Chordata; Actinopteri; Syngnathiformes; Syngnathidae. The record is from RefSeq and is a predicted model, not a curated record.
AUAAUCUACACUGGGAGGUGUGUGUGUGUGUGUUCAUGAAUAGUGAAGCAGGACAAGCUCUCCAUGAUGAAUAUUUAAUGAUGUGUGAAAGUGAGCUGAGCAUCACGUGGAUCAAAAUGCAUAAAAUCUCAGCAAAUGUUACUGUGUGAGUGUGUGUGUGUAUUCAUGACAAAAUAACAGGAAUAAGAAUGAAAUAAUAAAAAUUUGCAUUAUAUGAAUGUAUAGGGUGUGGCCACACAAUCAGGAGAUCGGGAAGACCUGGGUUCGAUUCUUGGGUAUCUCUAUGUGGAGUUUGCAUGUUCUCCCCAUGCAUGGGUUUCCUCCCACAUUCCAAAAACAUGCUAGGUUAAUUGGUGACUCCAAAUUGUCCAUAAGUAUGAAUGUGAGUGUGAAUGGUUGUUUGUCUAUAUGUGCCCUGUGAUUGGCUGGCACCCAGUCUAGGGUGUACCCCGUGUUUUGGUGUUAUUAUUAUAUGAAUGGGUCAAGAAAUGUGGAAAUUCGUAAGCUCAAAUGACUUUGUUUUUUACUUUGUUUUUUGGUGUUAGUGUUUUGAUGUUGGAAUGGUUGGAAUCAGUUGACAAAUACAGAUGAUGUAAUAAGAUUUCUUAAGAUUAAUUAAAUUUGUGUCAUGGAAAAUGUGAAAUUUUGGGAAUGUGGAAAAUUGUUAGCGUGAAUGUUUUGAUGCUGGAAUGCUGUAAUAAGUAAGUAAUUAAUUAAGUAAGUAAGUAAUUGAGGAAUGUGGGAUUAAGUCAUUCAUUUCAGUGGUAAUUUUUGAGCUGGUAAAACUGUGAAUUUUUGUGUAACUCCCUCGGAUGUGCAAAGAUCAGACAGCUACUAGUUCUUGUCUUUUACUGAUGGAUUUAUUACAAAACCAACGUGAGAACUAAAAGGGUACAAAGGAUACAAAAUACAAUAAAUUACAGGUCAUAUAAUACAAAUAUACAAUAAGCAAGACUAAUAACUAAUAAGACUAAUAAGGCUAAUAACUAAACUAAGACACUAAGAGACUGAAAGGAAAACAAUACAAAACACAUAUACUGUACCUUAAUGGCUGCACACAUGCCUUAGGAGGGAAUUAUAGAGAAGAUCUUAUAUCCUUUAGCACAUAUUCGCCUUUGAGCUCUAAUGGCAACAACUGAUCUUAAUUUCUAUUGGUGUAACAAUUAAACAUGCACAUGUGAAAACAACGAUUCUACACAAAAUUAGUUCCGCCUUAUUAACUUACCUUAUUAACACCUCGGUAGGAACCAAAAAUGAAAAUAGGGAGGAACUUAAAACUGACAGCAUACACUGACUGAGAGGCAGUUACAUUUUGGAAUAAUGAAAAUAGAAUGCCCUGAAUGGUGUACACGUACCUGUUUCCUGUCUCAGUGCGAGCCAGCCUCCAUGAGGUCACCGGACCCUGGACCCACUCAGUCAGCUUGGUCCAGGUGGUGUUGAUAGGACAACCAUGGCCAGCGUUGCUUCCUCUGCAACUGACGGCGGCCAGCAGGGGCACCAGAGCGAGCGUCCUGCUUGGACGAACCUCACUGUGGCGCCGCUGGGCAUGGGCGGACAACAGCUUCUCUCAGAGUCUCUGCGCAUUCAGAGGUUCGAGCCCCCGUUGGACCUCAUUGCAACUGUCAACCCAAUUAUGACAGGAGUCAGCCUGGUUGCCCCCCCUGACAUGCAGCCAGUCAAGGAGAUCAUACACUGCAAGAGCUGCACUCUCUUCCCUCAGAACCCCAACCUGCCCCCACCAUCCACUCGCGAGCGCCCUCCUGGCUGCAAGACGGUGUUUGUGGGAGGUCUGCCGGAGAAUGCCACCGAUGAUAUCAUCAGGGAGGUCUUCAGUCCGUGUGGCGACAUCACUGCCAUCCGCAAGAGCAAGAAGAACUUCUGCCACAUUCGCUUCAGCCAACACUUCAUGGUGGACAAGGCUAUGUACCUAUCAGGAUACCGAAUGCGUAUCGGGUCCAGCACGGACAAGAAGGACUCUGGCAAGAUCCACGUGGACUUUGCUCAGGCACGAGAUGACCUGUACGAGUGGGAGUGUCAACAACGGCUAAUGGCCAGAGAAGAACGACACCGCCAGACACUCUGGGAGGACCGCCAGCAGCCGCCGUCUCCGGCCCCCAUUGUGCAUUUCUCUGAGCAUGAGGCAGCCACGUUGGCGGAGGGACUGAAAGACAACCACAAGUUCAGCGAAGCUACGGCGGUGCUCCUCACCUGGAUGGACCGAGGCGAGGUCAACCGUCGCACCGCCAACCAGUUCUACUCCAUGAUACAGUCAGCCAACGGUCAUGUGCGCAGACUGUUGAGCGAGAAGGCUGUGCAGGAGGAGGAGAUGGAGCGCGCCAAGGAGGCCUUCAAGUGUGCCCUGGUGGCCAUCUUGACACAGUUUGAGCAGAUCUCGGCCGUGUUCACCGCCGCCAGCAGACAAAAGGCAUGGGACCAUUUCUCUAAAGCUCAGCGCAAGAACAUAGACAUUUGGCGCAAGCAAUGUGAGGAACUGAUGAAAGUCCAUGGUGAGGAGAUCAUGGGCAUCCGACGUGAAGAGGAGAUGGAGAUGUCGGAUGAAGAUUCAGAUGAAAGUCCUUGUAAGAAGAUAUGCAAAGACAGUGGGGUGUGUGAUCAAAUGGAGGCGGGCCUGCGAGAGGAGAACGUCUCCUUACGAUGGCAGCUGGAGGCUUACAUGAAGGAGGCAGAGCUUGCAAGGAAGGAGGCGGGAAAAGAAGACAACAACAAUGUAGUCGGGCUGACCAGGUGGCACUUUCCAGAUGCUUCCAUGCAGCUGCUGCAGCAAAGUGUCAUCAGCAUGCAGCAGCAACUCCACAGCCUGCAGGAGCAGCUAGCUAGCAAGGAGGCCGAGUUAGAGCAGGCGAAAGAGGAGCAUCACUUCCUGGAGGGGGAAGUGCUCUCACUCCAAGACAAGGGGGUCAGCGGGUGCCUCCCAUCAACGUACCUCAGCAGAGAGAGAAGUAAUGUUGUCCUGUCCGAAAAGGAGGCCCUGCUUCUGGGCGUGAUUUCGACCUUCCUCCAUGUUCACCCGUUUGGGGCCAACCUGGAGUACUUGUGGUCUUACAUGCAGAGACUGGACUCCAAGGUGUCGGCGGGGCAGCUGGAGCGCCUCAUGGUCCGUCUGCCCCUCAUGUUUAGGCAGGAACUGAGCGGUGUGGGAGCCACUCUGGAGAAACGCUGGAAGUUCUGCGGGUUUGACAGCCUGAGUUCGGGAUGACCCCGGAUCUGACAAACACAUGUACACAUACGCACACAGAUGUGCGUGUGUGUUUAUCACAGUGGACGAUGAUCACAUUGACCCUGAGUAUAGGUGGAUGUUCACAGCCUCUGGCGACCGCGGGGACCUGCAGGUGUGUGGAGAGGGGGGGUGAUAUGUCACGCUACAGCUGAGGUACCGUGCCUGCUACUAUGCUAAUGCACAAACAUGAGCCACUAGCCGUGUUUUUCUUGUUGAUGGAAAUCUUAUAUUGUGAUUGCAUCAAGACUUCGGCUUUCAUGUCAUUUUUACUAAUAUGAUUGACAGGCUUAAAAUGUUUGUUUGUAUUUGUGUUGUGAAGAUUUGGGCUAAAGAGGAAUUUCAUCAAAAAUUGUUUAGUUGUAGAUUUCUGGGUGCUGUGGGUGGAGUGAUCACAGUUGAGGGGAAGAGGUGGGGUCAACUUGGACAGAUUAGGUGUCAAUCACAGGACUGGCACAAGUAUCAAAUUGCUAUUAAUGUCAUUAUAUUAUUAUGCCAUUAUUAGAUUAUUAAUGAAGUGGUGAUUAUUAUACAACUUUUAAAGUCAUCAUUAUAUACUGUAUCAUGUCUUAAUAGUCAUACUGGAUUACCUCCGUGCUUAUAGUUUAUGCUGCAACGCUGCCAUCUGCUGGACAAAAGUAGUUGUUGCAGCUUGUUAUUGACCAACAUGCAGUAUUUCAUUUCAUGAAUUAAGUCAAUAAAAUACAAUUUACUGCACAUAGUGUUUUUCAUCUGAAUUGAUUCAUUGAUUAAUUCAUUCAGUGACUGAAUAGCAGGGUUGUAUUUAGAUAAAACAACAAAAACCACUUACGGGAGAAGCCAAUAAAAACAGAUUUGAAAUGUAAACCUCGAAAAGGAAAUGCAUAAUUCACAGGUUUAUUCUGGUAUUCUAAAGUGACGGGGUGAAUUUAUGACGUAUGACCAGAGGAAUGUGUACAUAAUGGAACCCGCCUAUAAAGCCCCCUAAAAAAAAUCCCCAAAUGUUCCAUUUACAUAACAUUAAUUCAAUCUCUACCGCUUAUCCUCACAAGGGUCG